This is a messenger RNA of Amoebophrya sp. A120, 1337 nucleotides long. Lineage: Eukaryota; Dinophyceae; Syndiniales; Amoebophryaceae. The record is from the annotation of a GenBank genome assembly.
UGGAGAAGUAGUGCGUUCCUCUUUGGAUCACCCAGCAGCGCGUUAGCGUUUUGGACCGACGAGACCAGCAUUGCUGUGACUAGACUACUCUUUCCGACCAUGUAUGCGCUGCUUCGGCGGCUUUUCAACCAAAGCGCCGAGCGUCGCUACUGGCUGGCUUUGGCCCAAGCCGCGCACGUGCGCAAUCCACUGGUUCGGGCAGACGUGAUUCUCUACAUUCUAGCCUACGUGGCCCCGUCGUACGCGUAUCCUGUGUAAAAGCGUACCGACACUAAUCUCUGUCAUGUGAAUCCAUGCAAAUCUUCUUCUCCAUGCAGCCCAGGAUGUGUGUCAUGGUUAGCCCCACCCCAACAUGAGGGCGAGUGCUUUCGCUUUCCGAUGUUGUCUCUACUUCGUUAGGGAUUUGCCAUUCUGAAAGUGAAACCAGGAUAGAGGGACGGCAGUCCCGAUGGUUUUUCUUGUGCGAUACCAAUUCGCCCUCCGCGGUGCCUUGUUGUACGGAGGACGCGUUGCAGAUCGGGGACGACGCAAAUGCCAGCAUGCUGGCGGGGGGGGAGCGAGCAAAAAGACAAAAGGAAGCUCGGCUCGUAUCAGGGGGAAAACAGGCUCAAAUCGGGAGAUGAAGGAUGUCCUCGCAUAAAGAAGAAUGCCCAUAAUCCUGACUAUUGGAGGAUGGCUAGUACGCUUUUACACAGGAUGACGCACGGCACCGACUGUACCGCCUGGAAGACAUUUUGCAGCUUGCUUUUGCUGCUCUUGUUCUCGCUGUCGGCUACCUCCUCAGCAACGCGGGGCGGACAGUGCGUUCCCACGCGAGGCCGCACGCUUUUCGACAGCAUUCUUGAGAGCACUUCGUACUUUUUUCUUUCCAGGCAUUGCGGAGCCACACUGCCGUGUGGCAUCCCUGGCAGAGUGAACUUGCUUGUUUCGGAAGCAUCAAGUAUGUAUGGCUUUCGCGAGUAUUGUAGGUAGUAUAUAUAACUACACAAAGAAAGAUAGAUACUCAUACUGCAUCUGCAUCUAUUUCACGCGAAAGGGUGCCAGCUAUUGCAUCAACCGGGGAAGUUAUGUUGAAACCGUCUUCCGGUCCUCCCUCACACAAUGUCCUUGUCGGUCUACCGUGUUCAUUUGACCGAGUGCAUACAUAAGUUUAACUUUAACUAUACAAGAUCCAGGUCGCCUCCCUGAUGGGCGACCUUCUUGGUGCCCGGUCCGAGAAUCCGCAGGGCGAUGAAAUGAUGACAACUACUUUUAGUACUGAACGAGCACAAGAAAGAGAAUGCCUUCGAACUUCAUGCAAACUGCGGUGCAUACCAUGAUCGGGAAGCUUUGAAAAU